Plasmodium vinckei vinckei is the source of this 3237-nucleotide messenger RNA. RefSeq names its product WD repeat-containing protein 26, putative. NCBI's taxonomy places the organism in Eukaryota, Apicomplexa, Aconoidasida, Haemosporida, Plasmodiidae. The record is from RefSeq and is a predicted model, not a curated record. Gene Ontology annotation, molecular function: protein binding. The transcript has a single exon. Bases 1 to 3237 code for a protein of 1078 amino acids.
AUGAAUUUAACAACCAUUUUUAAGAGAGAUAAAAGGAAAAGCGAUGAGGAAAUAAGCCAUGCUAUUACGAAAAAAUUAAAACAGUGUAACAUGUUGAAAUCAUUACUAACUAUUCCAAGUGAUGAACAUACUACCCCUUCGCUAUUUGCGAAGAGUCUAUGCAAAGAUGAGCAAAUAAAUGACGCCAAAAAUCGAGACAAUAAAUUUUUAAGUAUAAAUAAAAUAAUGCAUAAAAAAUGGUGCAAAGGAGAAAGUGAUGAAAAUGCAAAAAAAGACGACAACAUGGAAAUUGAUAAAAAUGAAAAUAAUUCCAAUGCUAACCAUCAUCUUAAUGACUCAACAAAAUUUGGAUAUGUAUGUUUAGAAAAUAUGGAAAACAAACAUAUUCAAAAUAAAAGUUCAACUAAACCAACACAAAACAAUUUAAACAAUAAUGAAGAUAUGUGUAGAAUGAAAAAGUUACCAAAAAUGGGAAAAUCUGGAGAAAAAAAUGAACGAAAAAAAAAGUUUAAAAAAAAAUCUAAAAAUAAUUAUAACAACUAUAAUACAAGUUGUGAAAGCAGCUACAGUAGCAGUGAUGAAAGAAAAGAAGUCGGAUUAGAAACACAAGGUUAUAGUACCGAAUAUUUAUGGGAAGGAUUACUAAAAAAAGAUGUAGUACUUUUAUUAAUUCAAGCAAUUAAAAAUAUGGGAUAUACAAAAUCAGCAAAAAUUUUAGAAUCAGAAAGUGGCAUAGAAUUAGAACAACCAUUAAUAAAAGAUUUACACAAAAAUAUAUUAAAAGGAAAUUGGGGAAAUAGUAUAAAUAAUUUAAAAAAAAUAAAUAUAAAUAAUAAAUUAAUGAAAGCAAUUAAAUUUUUAAUAUACGAACAAUGUUUUAUUGAAUAUUUAUAUCAAGGAAAAUAUUUUGCUGCUUUAAGAUGUUUAAGAAAUAAAUUGAGAAAAUCUUGUUUUGAUGAAGAUACAUAUAAAAGGUUACAUGAAUGUACAACAUUUUUUAUGUUUCAAAAUUAUGAGCAUUCAAAUAAUACAAUAGAUAUGAAUACUACUAAAAUUCAUUCUAUAAAUGAUAAGAUAAAACUUCGAAAUUCACGUAAAGUUUUGUUUGAAAAAAUAAAUAGAUUAUUACCUGAGCAUAUAUUAAUACCCCCUAGACGACUAGCCAUUCUACUACAUCAAUCCCUCAAAUAUCAAGUAGACAAUUGUUUAUUUCAUAAUAAUUUUUCAGAUUUAAAAUUAACUAAGAACAUGCAAUAUAAUAAAAUGCUAAAUAAGUCACGUCUUAGUAACACAAGCUGCAUUCAUUCAGACCAUCAUAAGAAUGACGAAGAAAAAAUAGACGAUAAAAUUUUCAAUAACCUUUUUAGAGAUAAAUAUUAUGAAGAUAAUAAUUCUUUUGAAACAAGACCAUCACAACAUAACUACACAGAUAAUGAAUCAUCUUUAUGUAUAGGUAUGUUAAAUAUUAAUAAUAUAGAAAAAUUAAAAAAAAAUACGGAUAUACAUCAUGAUAACCCUGAUAAUAUAAAUUGCUCUUUAGAAUAUGGGCAAAUUGUAGAAAGUAAUUCAAAUAAUUAUAUGAGCACUAAUAUUGCAGAUUCUCCUGAAAAAAUACAAGACACAUAUUUAAACAUAACUAGUAAUGCACCGACUCCUAAAAUUCUAAAACUAAAAAGUGAAAUUGAAGCAGGUAUAGAAGAAGCCGAAAAAGAUAUCGAAAAAAAUACAGUAUCUACACAAGAUGCCAACAAUUAUAUAUCUGAAAAUUUAUUAAAUUGUUCUUUAUCAAAUAAUAUUGAUGAAAUAGAAAAAGGAGAAACAAAUUUUAAUGAAAAUAAAACAUUAGUAAAUAAAAAAUAUGAUUGUAAUUGUCAAGUUGAAAAGUUACAAUGUGACUGCAUAAAAUUCGAUGAUAGUAAUGAUAAUAAUAAAAUAUGUCAAAAUGGUAGUAAUACAAUUAUGUAUAGUAAAACUAAACAUGUUUCAAGUUUCUUAGGGUUAAAACAAAAAGGAAAUUUAAAAAAUAAUAAAAUAAAUUUACUAAAUAAUUAUAAUAACAAAUAUAUGGAUAUAAAUAAUAAAAUAAGUUCUUGUAGUCAUUUAUCUUUACUAAAAAAUCAUGAAUGUAAAAAAAUCGAACUCCCUUAUUAUUGUAUUAAAGUUUUACAAGGACAUAAAGAUGAAGUAUGGUAUGUUAGUGUGUCAGGAGAUGGUAAAUAUAUUGCAUCUUCAAGCAAAGAUAAAAGUAUAUUUUUGUGGAAGGGAACAUAUCCAUUUAAUAAAAUAAGAGAAUGGAAUGGACAUUUAGAUGGAGUUAGUUACAUCUGUUGGAGUUAUAAUAAUAAAUAUUUAGCUUCGGGUUCUAAUGAUUCUAAUAUAAUUAUUUGGAGUCCUAAAAGUAAUAAAAAAAAAUUAUGUUUAACUAUGCAUAGUGGACCUAUAACAUCUGUAUGUUGGACAAAAAAUAAUUCUACUAUUAUAUCAUCUGGAUUUGAUAAAAAAAUAUAUUGUACUAAAGUAAAUAUAGAAUUAAAAAGUUUCUCGAUUUUAUAUGCAUGGUCAUUUAGUACAAGAAUACAAAAUUUUGUUUUUACAAAAAAUGAAAAAUAUUUAAUUGUUGUCCCAGCAGAUAAAAAUGUUCGAAUUAUUGAUUUUAAUAUGAAAAAAGAAUUAUAUAUUUUACCUGAAAAUGAUACAAUAACAUCUUUAUGUGCUUCAAACAUAUAUAACCAUGUAUUAGUUAAUAUAGCAGAUCAAAAACCGGUUAUCAAAUUAUGGGACAUUAAAUAUAGGUAUGUUAUUCAAAGCUAUAGAGGACAUAAACAAGGACGAUUUAUUGUUCAUUCAACUUUUGGCGGGAAAAAUGAAGAUUAUGUUAUUAGUGGCAGUGAAGAUAGUUUAAUAUAUAUAUGGCAUAGAACUAAAGGGUAUUUAUUAGAUGUUAUUAAUGGACAUGCAUCAAAUGUAAACAUAGCAAUAUGGCCUCUUGCUUCCUCGAAAUUUCCAUAUAUGGUAUCCGCUUCUGAUGAUCAUACUAUAAUGAUUUGGAAUACACAUCCAAAAAUUAAUAAGUCGAAAAAACAUAUAUAUUUGGAACGAGAAAAGAAACGAAAUGCUGAAAAAGGGAAAAAAAAAUCAAAAAAAAAUAUUUUUCAUCAUCCGUUUUUGAGGGAACUAGCCAAAUUAAGUGGCAUGGAUGUUCAAGUUCUCUCACCAAAUGAUGCUCAUAUGUUUUAA